AUGGGGACUCUUGAUCAGCCGCCAGUAGGAGCUAGGAACAUGCAAGAUUUGAUUUGGGGCAAGGAUGUCGCCAUCAAAGUCAUUCCCAAGGCAAAGAGACUAGGUCAUAUUGAUGCAGUUCUCAGUGCUAUAUUACUGGAGAGUGAUUUCAGUUUUUGUAUGCUGAAGGCACUGUUAUGUAGUGUAGGGAUAGUCUGUGAUCAUGUUAGAACUGUCGAAAAUGGAAGUUUUUCUCAUUUGCACAAUGACUCACGACCAUAUUACAACAGUGCAUCAUUGCCUUCAAUGCCACCCAAAGUCUCAGGCAUGUCAGCGGAUUCUUAUGUCCAUAUUGUCCAAGCCCAGGUCGACAUGGCAUUUGAAAGAUUUGAUUCAGCUGUUGCGCUGGCUGAGAAGACUUGGCUUAUUGAUCGUGUUAACUCAGAGGUUGAAGUGAUCCUAAAUAACGGAAAGGACCUUUCUAAGGCAGGCAAGUUUGCUGAAGCAUCAGUAGCCUAUGGUGAAGGGCUGAAAUAUGAGCCCUCAAAUCCAGAACUAUACCUAUUAAUUGUUAGGUCUUCUCACCUUGCUUUGUUAUGUUACUGCAUCUUAUGA
This is a messenger RNA of Miscanthus lutarioriparius, 594 nucleotides long. The record is from the annotation of a GenBank genome assembly. NCBI's taxonomy places the organism in Eukaryota, Viridiplantae, Streptophyta, Magnoliopsida, Poales, Poaceae.